This is a messenger RNA of Suillus subaureus, 762 nucleotides long. RefSeq lists its product as uncharacterized. The transcript has 6 exons. The coding region runs from base 1 to 762 and encodes 253 amino acids. Gene Ontology annotation, molecular function: RNA binding. Lineage: Eukaryota; Fungi; Basidiomycota; Agaricomycetes; Boletales; Suillaceae. The record is from RefSeq and is a predicted model, not a curated record.
AUGAGGGAUGCCAACGUUUUUGCAUUCCGCAAGGCCAUGCCUCGAAUGAGUUGGUCUCCGCGUAACCUCUAUAACCUCUGGAGGCGAUCCUGUGGUGCCGAGGCCGAAGCCAUUAACUUCACUCGCUCACCCAAGACGCUGUUUCAACAGCGUUGGAUCUCGAAAGCACUCGUAGCUAAUGGUGAUCUCGAUGCGUUUGCUGGGCGUACCGAGCAACUGGAGAGAGCAAAAAAGAAAGCAUAUGACGAGAAAAGGAAAGGCUUGGCUCCUGUGGGCAGUUUAAUGCUUGCCGAGGCGCGAAGAGUUGUCAUUCAUGGAUCCAUCCUGCUAAAUGGCAAGAAGCAUACGAAUGCCAACACACGUCUAGCCCCAGGCGACAUGAUCUCCGUUGACCCUGCAGCAAUUCGUUUCCUCCAGGAGCCUGGGUCUUCCAAGGCAAAGUCCGAGGUCCUCGAAUCUCUCCCAGCCCAAUCCUCUGCAUCUACGAAGUCCUCGUUGACGCCUUUCAACCUUCCUCCAUACGCAUCUCCUUUCAUUUUUAUUCCUGCCUAUGCAGAAGUCUCCUUCCCCACCUGCAGUGCCAUAUACGUGCGCCACCCAACGGCACGCCCAGGAUACAGUGAAAUCCCAACACCUUACGACGCCGAUGGUGAAGUUAUUCGGCUGGCAUGGGAAUGGUACUCAAAGAUGCGUCCAAGGACAAGGAGUAAGAGCCAGAUGGCGAGGGAACCUGAGAACCGUCGGCCGAGCGAGUCAAUCUGA